UGUGCAUCUGAGGUUGCCAUAGCUACGGUGUACCCAGCUACCAAGCCUCCCAUAGCUGGUGUUUUGCUGGUCGGACGAAAGAGGCAGUACCAUGAGCCAUACAGUGACCAUCCAGGAGCCCAGCACCAAGCUUCAGAGGUUUCCGUACCGGUGCCAGCGGUUGGGGCCCAAGGGCAGCGCCAGUCGAGUGUACGAUUUCCUGUACGACCCGUUAUUCAUUGUGUCGAGUGAGCGAGAUCAUGCACAAGCGAAUAUCCAAGCCACCCUGGUUCGAAGCAGACUGAGAAAAGUUCCCCACUUUAGGUCCAUGUUCAGUAACCUGUUUCAUCAUCCACGAUAUUCUAUAUACUGGAACAAGUCAGAUCCUGUCCCAUCGUGUGUCAGUCGAGAAUGGAGGGGACAGGAAGCCAGACAUAAAGAAGCCCUUCGACUCCGCGCUGCGUUGGAUGCUUCCUUCCAGAUGCCCAAGGAAGAGUACGAAGAUCCGGAAAUUUCUGGAAGGAAUCGCUAUAAAUUCUUUGACAGGCCCUUCCUUCCAUUUCUUCAACAGAUGCCGCUCAAUGUUGUCUUAGCACCGUCCAAGAGAGAACCAUUUGUUUUUUCUCCUGAAUCUUCCAAGUAUACCGCCAUCCCUUCGAAGUCUACUGUGGGCACUCAGACCGACUACCGGGAUGCGGAUGUGCAAACAGAUCCGUACUCUCCAGAAUAUGUCGUGUGUCAAGACACUAUUCCUGAGCUCUUGACCCUGGCUAACCUGACUUGGGGCCGAGGUCUCCCAGCAGGACAAGCUGAGGUGGAGAUGAUAGAACGGGCCCGGGAAAAGCGUGCUUGGGAAGCCACUCUGCCCCCGCUGAACGACAGCCUCCAGUUUGAGAAGAGGAGAAAGAUGAUGAACGCCAUGGAGAGGAAGGAGUGGGCCUUCAGAGAGGGAGAGAUUGAAAAACUGCAGGACCUGCGGCUGGAGGUUCUGAAGCAGCUGCUGAGGAGGCGCGAGGAGAACCAGAAUGAGCAGGACAUGAAGCACCUGAACGCCCAGUGGUGGAAGCUGCAGGAGGCGAAGGAGGCCAAAGUGGCACAGAUCCAGCACACACAUGUGUCAAACAUCAGAAAACUCCUAAGAAAAGGGAAGAAUAUAGAGGGGAAGCUGCAGAGGAGAGACAUCAUCAAGGAAUAUUCUGAUUUUGCAUCUCAGGUCUACGGGCCUUUGUCGCGCCUUGGUCGUUUUCCAGACAACAACUCAGAGGACUUUGUUGUCAGAAACCACUACCUCAACACCUACGAAGGGUUGGUGGAACUUGAAUCAUGCCUCCCCGAUUUUGUGACGCAGCCCAGGAUCAAACCUCCAAAGCCCAAAAUCAUCACCACCAAGGCCGGCUUUCUCAAGAGGGCCGCGAGGAUGGACUAUGAGUUGGCCGAGGUUCACAAGGCGCUGUUGGAUAAGAAGAAUAAAGUUCUAGAGGGAAAGAAGCCUCUGCGAUUCCUGCAAAAGAACUCCAUACCCCAAGGUCGACUUCCAACCCCCACGCUGGAGAUGAGUUCCAGUGAAGAAGGAGAAAUAGAAAUGGCUGUGAUCUAUCUGCAGAAGUUACUCCGGGGUAGAGUCGUGCAGAACAUGAUGUUUGAGGGCAAAGAGAAGCGACUGGAGUUGAUCAUGGAGUUGCGCACCAGCCACGCCCUGCAGGAGGACGACAAGUUUGUGAAGAAAGCGGAGAAGCAAGUGACCCUGGCCCUGCAGAGGCAACGGAACUUGCAUGAGAACAAGGUGUCAGUCAUUGAAAACCUUCUGGGUGACCUGGAAGGAAGGGUGUUGGCAGACAUGCUUGACUUCCUGUCCAAAGAGCUGGUGAGACUGCAGGAGGAGAGGAGGAUCCACGCCUUUGCCAUGCUGGCUGAGCGCCAACGGCGCAUGCGGGAGGCAGAAGAGAGUGGUCGACGCCAGGUGGAGCAAAGGCGCCUGCAGCAGGAGGACCAGAUAUUUAUGGAGGUGAUUAAAGUCCACCAAAGCACUGUGACAUCCUACCUGGAAGACAUCAUACUGAACACAGAAGACAGUACUGCAGAAGAACAAGCCAGAGCAGAAAUUGAGAAGAUCGCUGAGGAAAUCAAUGAUAUCGCUUAUGAAAUGGAAAACCGUCGAACAUCUCUUCAGUCAGAGGAGAUUGUUGCCGAGUUGGUUUAUAGCUUUCUCAUCCCAGAGGUACAAAAGGACUUUGUCAAAGAGAAAGGUUGUGAUGGAAUUAAAUGAAUGCUCACACGCCAACUGUCUGAAGCAGUCUCCAGCACGAGUCAGGGACAAGUACAGGUUGCUAAUUUCACUCACUAUUGUUAUCAAUGUGAACACUCAUCCUUCCCAGGGGCUUCGCCAUUUGCUGUUGCCUGUGCUAAAGCUUAGUAACACAUGUUCACAGGGUUUGCUCCUAGGACCACCAUCUGAGCUCAUAGUCCCAGAUGAUCCCAUCCAAUGGAUCAAUGGGGCUGUUGUUUCUGGGCCUUGGUGAGGCAGAAGGACAGAAAAGUGUAGCUGAGGAAAGAUGUCCAUGCCCUGGUCCCACCACAAGAGUGAGAAAGGAAUGGUCCAGAGCCGAGAUAUACCCUUCAAAAGCAACACCCCCAAUGACCUACUUCCUCUACGAGGCCCCACCCCCUAUUAGUCCACGCAACUAUGACUCAAUAGAUUCUUUGCUAUAUAAAUUUUAUUAUUAAAAAAUACUUUUAUGAUUAAAAACAUCACACACCAAAAUUAAUCAAAGUCCAAGACUAUACAAUUCAAUGAACUUCUAUAAGGUUAGAUUGGGCACUUGAGAUAACUCAUGAAAAUUAGAACACUGAUAACCCAAUUAUUUCUCAGUAAUGCCACAGCUGGUAGCCAAGCUUUCCAUGGAAAAGCACUUCAAAUUCAAAAUAUAACAGAUCUGGUUCAUUUUCAGAAAAUGCCCUUCUAAAACACACAAUGGGUCGUUUUUAUUGAGCACAGUAAACCCAAAACAAAAUAUGCAUUUUGAAAUUUUUUUUCACCCCUAUCUUA
This is a messenger RNA of Myodes glareolus (Bank vole), 3025 nucleotides long. The record is from RefSeq and is a predicted model, not a curated record. Lineage: Eukaryota; Metazoa; Chordata; Mammalia; Rodentia; Cricetidae.